AUGAAUAAUCAAUCGAUGACAGGGAGGACCAUGGUCCCGACCAUCCCGUCUAUAAUGUUCAUUUUCGGGGUGGUUGGGAAUGUCAUAGCCAUCGUGGUUCUUUGUAAAUCUCGCAAAGAACAGAAAGAAACCACGUUUUACACGCUGGUGUGUGGACUGGCAGUCACGGACCUCCUGGGCACACUGCUGGCCAGCCCAGUCACCAUCGCCACUUAUGUGAAAGGGUCGUGGCCCGGAGAGGACCCGCUGUGCCAGUACUUUGGAUUCACCUUGCUUUUCUUCUCUCUGGCGGGGCUCAGUAUCAUCUGUGCCAUGUCCGUGGAGAGAUACAUCGCUAUAAACCAUGCCUACUUCUACAAUGACUAUGUGGACCAAAAAUUGGCGGGUUUGACUAUCCUGGCGAUCUAUAUCUCCAACGCACUUUUCUGCGCUCUGCCGAUUAUCGGCUUCGGACAGGUGAAGAAACAAUACCCGCAAACUUGGUGUUUUUUAGAGUGGAGGAGCAACAAGACCAGCGAUGCCGCCUACUCCUACAUGUAUGCGGGGUUCAGCUCUCUUCUUAUUCUCGCCACUGUUAUCUGUAACGUGUUGGUGUGCGUGGCUUUGAUUCGGAUGCACCGGCGCUUCGUGCGCAGGAUGUCGCUGGGAGCCGAUCUGGCUCGCAACGUGGAACCGCCGAGGAGAGGACGCAGCUUUGGACGUCUGGCUGCUGCAGAGAUUCAGAUGGUCAUACUGCUAAUAGGCACUUCAGCAGUGGUGCUUAUCUGCUCCAUCCCACUUGUUGCUCAGGUGUUUUUGAACCAGCUGUAUAAGACUCCAGUGGAGAUGCGGUUGGACAAAAACCCUGAUCUACGUGCAAUACGCUUCGCCUCCUUCAACCCCAUUCUUGACCCCUGGAUCUACAUCUUGCUCCGCAAGGCUGUUCUCCUCAAGCUCAUUGAGAAAAUCAAGUGCUUAUUUUGCAAGAUGGGGGCACGGAGGCAACAGAGACAGGGAAACUUCCACUGUAUAGACACUCAUCAACUGUCCUUGGCCAUCUCUAACCAGACAACAAAGACAUCGGUUUCCCACAACCUGCAAGACUACAACAGCAGCUCACAGACCUUCCUCUACCUGCCAGAGGGAAGUGAAGUGGACAGAGGAAGCUGCCAUAAAUUAGACACACUCUCUGGUUCCCGACACUCGCAAGCUUCUUAUUCGUCUGAGCAGGGCAGCGUUGAGGCUCAGCGUAGAGAAGGGACAAAUGUAAUUAGGGACCUUUCAGCUCUGCCAUGCCCCAAAGACCCGGCACUUCAGGUGUCGUUGAGCACUAUUACAGUGGAGGAGAAAUGCAUUUGACAUAACUCAAAAUUAGGAGAGAGUUCUGAGUAUGCUCAGAUUGUCUACUAAAUGACUUUUAUUGAACUUUUAAACCUCUGUAAACUGAGGCACAUAAAGAUAAUAAAUGGCUGUUCCUAUGAAGUCGGUCACAUGAAGCGGGAAAAAAGAGCAACUUGAAGUGUUUUGAGCUUUAUCAUCCUGUUGUUUCAGCACCCAGCUACCUCAAGUUAUGACUAUCUCUGACUGCAUGAACAGAUUUUGUCAUUCAGCCAAAAACAGUUGUUGCUUUAACAGAGAUGACCCAUUUCUCCAUGACUCAAGUGUCAGUGAUGGAAAAGCUAUCCUUCAUAAUUUCAGCUGUAAUUUGUUCGAUCUUUAUGGAAAACUUUACUUUAACGUAGAUAGGGCCAGUUUUUUUAGAAUAAUUGAGUCACUCGCUUGUAGUCAAUAAGGUAAAUGAAAACAGUAUUGAAUGUGAUCCUUAUGUGUAAUCACUGGCAUGUAUGCUGCCAUUGUAUGAAUUGAUUAGUUUAACAAACUGUAUUGUACAGCGCUUCUUGAAGGACAUGAGUUAGUUCCAUGACUAAGUGCAGUAUUAAUAUGUGGUGAACACCAAUGUAUUUGUUCCUUAGUCCUGGAAUACAAACCCACAUGUCAUCUCAAAUUAUAAAAAUGUUCUUUUCCAUCUUACAAAGAUUCCUGUGCCGUAGUUAAUAACACUAAACCUUUUUUUCCCCUCUAGGAAAUGUGUAAGUCAGUGGUUAGAUGUUGCUUAAUGUGGAGUAUUAAGAGAAGUAUAUUUCAACAUACCUGUCAGCUUGAGAAAAAUGGUGUUCUAGUUGAUCGAUGUUGUGUAAAAUAUUGUUUGUAAUAACAUUAUUCUUCUCUAGGAGAAGGUUGCAGUUGAUAUAUCACACAGCUGAAGGGACACAUGCUCAUGAAUCGCUUUCUUUCAGCACUAACAUCCAGAAAAUCAGAACUUUACUAAAUGUUUUGUAUCAGUUAGAGCUUCAACUAACAUUUUCUUUAACAGAUUAUUCUCACUAAAUUGAUUUGUAGUCGUGAAAAUGUCUUAAGAUUGUCCUUCUUUGCGAUUCUAUUCUGUGCCACAUUUUUCCUAAUUUACUGUCUUAUAAUGUGAGUCACUUGAUACUUUCAGCCGCU
Messenger RNA from Cottoperca gobio, 2484 nucleotides. RefSeq names its product prostaglandin E receptor 4 (subtype EP4) a (gene ptger4a). The transcript is spliced from 2 exons. Bases 1 to 1338 code for a protein of 445 amino acids. Gene Ontology annotation, biological process: cellular response to prostaglandin E stimulus; inflammatory response; adenylate cyclase-activating G protein-coupled receptor signaling pathway. NCBI's taxonomy places the organism in Eukaryota, Metazoa, Chordata, Actinopteri, Perciformes, Bovichtidae. Gene Ontology annotation, cellular component: plasma membrane. Gene Ontology annotation, molecular function: prostaglandin E receptor activity. The record is from RefSeq and is a predicted model, not a curated record.